Molecule: messenger RNA, 957 nt
Organism: Quercus robur (English oak)
Lineage: Eukaryota; Viridiplantae; Streptophyta; Magnoliopsida; Fagales; Fagaceae
Exons: 1
Coding region: 1-957 (318 amino acids)
Source: RefSeq, a predicted model, not a curated record
AUGGGCUUAAAGACCCUUAGGAUCACCUUAAUACCUUCAAAACGACGCUGGUCCUUCAACAGCCCCCUAACGAGAUACUGUCGCUCCUUCCCCACCACUCUCAAAGGAGCUGCAAGGGAAUGGUUCAUAAAGUUGCCAACAUCGUUCAUUGACAACUUCGAGCAGUUGAGCAACGCCUUCUUGCGCCACUUUAUUGGAGAGCAAUGCCCUAAGAGGCCAGCGGACCACUUACUCACUAUUAGGCAAGGAGAAAAGGAAACCCUGAGGUUGUACGUGAAACGUUUCACUCGGGAGACCCUGGAGGUAGACGAAGCUGACGACAAGGUGCAGCUGACGACCUUCAAAGCGGGAUUGAGGUCUAGAGAGCUCGUGGCUUCACUCGCGAAGAAUCCUCCAAAGAUGAUGGCAGAUAUGCUCCAAAAAGCACAUAAAUACAUGAAUACUAAAGGUGCAUUAGUAGCCAUAAGGGAUGUAGAGAAGCCAAGAGACAAAGGAAGGAAGGACGACAAGCGUAGGGGACAAAAGAGGGAGCAUCCAGAUCGUCGGACCAGUGACGGGAAUAGAAGGAAAGACGAUAAAAGUCCUCGAACGGUAAAAUUUACCCCUCUAGUUAUGCCUAUUGACAAAAUAUUAACACAGAUUAAGGAUGAGCACUACCUCAAAUGGCCGAAACCAUUACAUUCAUCCCUUAACGUUCGUGAUAAGAAUAAGUACUGCCAAUUUCACAAGGAUCAUGGCCACUACACAGAAGAUUGUCGGGACCUAAAGGAGCAAAUAGACGAGUUGAUACGAAAAGGGAAAUUGCAGAAAUAUGUGAAGAAGGGGGAGUAUAGUAAGUUCAGAAACGGCAAUAAGAGCCAGCAUGAAUCUUCGUCCAGGAGUGAUGAUCGUCUGUUCCAACCUUCACAGGAUGUGAUCGGGGAGAUAAAGACGAUCGCAGGGGGGCCCUUCACAUGA